GCCAUGCUGCGGGCCCUGAGCCGCUGCUGCCGCCCGGGCUCGCUCCCGGUGCCGCUCCUGCCGCCGCCUCCCGGGCCGGGAGCGGGAGCGGGAGCGGGACACGGGCCGUGCCCCGGGCUGUGCCCCGGGUGGUCCCCGCGGGUGGUGCCGGCGCGGGGCCGCAAGAGCCGCCACGACCCCCCGGCCAAGUCCAAGGCGGGGCGGCUGAAGCUGCCGCCGCCCGUGGACCCCGAGGAGCUGCUGGUGGUGCAGGAGCGGUACCGGCAGCACCGCCUGGUGCUCGGAGCUCUCCGGGCCGAGUUCAGGGCCGAGGUGCUGCAGAAGAGGCGAGAGGAGCGCCUGGGUGGGGAGAACUCCGCGGAGCUGCUGGAGGAGCACCGGCGCCUGAUGGCCUGGAAUGACGAGGAGAACGCCCGGCAGCGGGCACGCAGAGAGGAGAGACUCAGGAAAGAAGCGGAGGAAGAGAAGAGGAGGAAGUUGGAGGUCGCGGAGAAGCAGGCCAGGAAAAUGGAGGCCUUCAUGAAGGAGAAGGAGAAGGAGGUUCUCCAGCUGCAGGAGGAAGCCAAGAGCUUCAUCACCCCCGAGAACCUGGACGCGCGGAUCGAGGAGUGCCUGGACAACCCGCGCAACUACAACUUCGCCAUCGACAAGGACGGGCGGGUCGUCAAGCGCACGGUGCUGUCGUAGCAGCCCCGGCAUGGGGCUCCUGGCCCGCUUUGUGCCCAGAGCCUCCCCGCCCCGAGAAGACCUGGAAUUCUUCUUUUUAGUGUAUAAAUUGACCACGGGAGUGGUGCAGAAAGACUGCGGGGUCUGGCUGUGCUGCUUCCGAAGGGUGGAACGACUGCGGGAAGGGGGGUGAGGGGGGAAAACUUGGGCUCGUUGGAGGCUCCAGCUGCCUGGCUCAGCCCUGUGUGGCUGUUGCUGUGCCUGUGAUUCCACCUCCCACGCGUUUGGAUCCCUGCUGCCUUCACACACAGCGUGUGGGGAGAGAAGCAGGAGCGGUCCCGAGGCAGAUCCUGGCUCUGAGCUCAGUGCUGUCAGCCCCUCUGGAUGCUUCCGAAGGCAAAUGAGGGCUGAAUGGAUUUUUAAGGAAACACUUGCCCUCGUGUUUUUUUCUGUUGUUAGGUGAGAGGAUUAAUUGUUCCUCCUGAUUUCUGCUGGGCUGGAGGGACCUGUGAUCCCUCCAGCUUUGAACCCUCCUUUGCACAUCCCUUGGUGUGGCUGAAUGAGAAAAUAUGUCUGAACGAUCUGA
Messenger RNA from Myiozetetes cayanensis, 1252 nucleotides. RefSeq names its product mitochondrial ribosomal protein S26 (gene MRPS26). Gene Ontology annotation, cellular component: mitochondrial small ribosomal subunit. The coding region runs from base 4 to 687 and encodes 227 amino acids. The transcript has 4 exons. The record is from RefSeq and is a predicted model, not a curated record. NCBI's taxonomy places the organism in Eukaryota, Metazoa, Chordata, Aves, Passeriformes, Tyrannidae.